UUGACCAACAGCAAAUACCGCCAGCCGCAAGCUUAUUUUCACCUAUGUCGCCAUAGUCUGACUGCAUAUACGCCGCAGCUCGACAGACAUCACAGUCAGCAUACCCCGCCUCUCCAGGUAUAUAGCGUGUUCGUGUUGAACUAAUCGAAUACGUCUUUCUUCCCUCUUUCCAAUGGAUCUUUUUACCCUCUCCUCCCUAUCUUGCAAGAGAGGGUAUCUCCAGGAUGAAGUUUGGUGCUCUUUUCUCGCUGGCGGCGAGCAUUCUCUCCCUUUCGCAUCUCGUCUUUUCGGAGCCAAUUCAAUAUUGCAAAUAUGGCGCCGAGACCAACGAGAUUGACUUUUGCAUGAGCCUGUUGACGCACUACAAUGCCUCGACUAGUGCCCACGAUCUUUUCCUGACCAUGAGUGUCACUCGCCCGAAUAGUACGGCUAUCGGAUGGACUGCCAUAGGCCUAGGCGAAGUUAUGGAAGGGGCUCUGAUGUUCAUUAUCUAUGGUGACCCGUUAGCAUCUAAGCAGCCCGUCAUCAGCAUCCGCAAAUCCAUCGGCCAUGUACAACCAACGCUCAUUACAGACGAGGACAUGAAAAAGGGGGCCGACCUCCGUCUUUUGCGUGCUGAUUGGCAAGAAUCUCCUUCGGACCCACGCACGGUAUCGGCAGUGACUUCUCUCAUCUGUUAUUCAUGCCAUCUGUUUCCCGGAACAGAAAUCUCCUCCACAUCGAAGUCCCAGCCGUGGCUGUGGGCAUGGAAUAACAAGCAAGAAUUCGACGAUUUCCCAUACGACGCCCAUCUGAAAAUGCAUGCCCAUCACGCAGGCGCAGGUGGAUGGGGGAACUUCUAUGUCGACAUGUCGCGGUCCUUGAACACAUGGGAAAGUCCACCAAGUCCGCCUUCAAUCAUAUACGGGAUACAGGCCAUAGGCGUCAGCGAGAGUCCCAGCAGGUCAGCCGCCUACGGGAUCGCGUGGCUCAAGAACAACCCUAUACUUCACGUUCAUGGGAUACUUAUGGGAAUUGCCUUCCUGUUCGUCUUCCCUCUCGGAGUAUUGGCUAUGCGGUCUGGUCGCAUGAAGGCAUUCAAGUACCAUUGGGUGCUGCAGCUUGUCGCAUCUGGGUUCACAGUCGCUGGUUUUGUGUUGGGGCUCGUUCUCGGGCGCAAGAUCGAUACCUUCCAUCAAAUACUUGGCAUCACACUCGUAGCCUGCCUCGGACUCCAGAGCAUUCUCGGCUGGCGGCACCAUAUGGUCUUCAUCCGCCUCCGUCGCCGUACUUGGCUUUCCCAUUCUCACAUCUAUCUUGGGAGAUUCAUGAUGGUUGGGGGUUGGACCAACCUUGUCACUGGCCUCAUCCUUCGUGGAUAUUCCCGUCUGAGUGUCGGAAUAAUGGGUCUUAUAGUAGGCUCGGAAGCAGUGGGGCUCACAGCUUGGUUAACAUGGAAAAGAAUCCAGGCUGCUCGUGCUGAAAGAAUGAACAAGCCUAACCUAGUGGGACACAAGGAUGAUGUGACCAACUACUUUGCUUUGGAUGACCUAGAUGAUGAUGAAGAGGAGGAGGAAGAAGAUGCUUCGUCUUCGGAAACCCUGCAAGAUGAGGAGUCCAAACCUAUGAUGGGGAAACCCGAGAAGGCGUAACUAUUAUACGCGGAGAGCAAUACAUGAGCAUGACUGUCUCUAUACCAUAAAUUACCUACCUAGUAGAUAAAGGCCAGAAUGCAGCGCUGUAAAUUGGAAGUUGUUCUUCUUUUAUAAAGGUGCAGUAUUUUUGAGUUCUUGGGGGUCUAACAGUGAAAGUCGCCUGUAAAUAUGGGUCUGCGCUAACGGGUCGUGCCGUUCUAGGUACCGGCUCGAUUCUUUUUUAGGCUCAUAGACCCUAGGAUAUAGCCCGAAGGUCUCCGGUAAGCACCUAAGUAAGCACCGAUUUUUCUCAGUAAAACGAAUUUGGUGGAAAACGUUUCCUCGGAACCGAGAUGUUCCAUUUUCUUCAUAGAACAAAUUCUACAAUUCAUUUUCCAGGGAGCGUAAGGAAUGAUGAGUGUAACAAACCCCUUCAAUAUCGCUCAAAUUGACACGAUCCUAAUGUGUGAUGGAGUAUUUUGAGAUCGAG
Messenger RNA from Annulohypoxylon truncatum, 2103 nucleotides. Its product is annotated as iron reductase domain protein. The coding region runs from base 225 to 1631 and encodes 468 amino acids. The record is from RefSeq and is a predicted model, not a curated record. Lineage: Eukaryota; Fungi; Ascomycota; Sordariomycetes; Xylariales; Hypoxylaceae. The transcript has a single exon.